AUGGCACCUGCCAAAUUGCGCAGACAUUUAGAAACUGUACACUCCGAGUCUAAAGACAAGAAUAAAGAAUUUUUUGUUCAUAAAAAAGAACAUUUAUUGGAAAGUCAAAAAAAUAUGUUACAUGUAACACAAACUAUCAAUGAAAAGGCCACGGAGGCAUCAUAUUUAGUUAGCUAUCGCAUUGCACAAGCAGGUGAAGCGCACACUAUCGCUGAGAAUUUAAUAAAGCCAUGUGUGUCAGACAUAACAAAAUAUAUGCUCGAUGAAAAAUCUGCAAGGCAUCUUUCUACUGUACCGCUAUCAAACGAUACUGUUUCACGGCGAAUCCAUGAUCUGGCAAGCUACGUCAAACAAGAACUAGUUGCAUGUCUACAAAAAAUACGAGUCGCCUUGCAAAUGGAUGAGUCAACUGAUGUCACUGGUCUGGCUAUCUUGCUGGUUAUCGUGAGAUAUCCAUAUGAACGUUCUUUUGAAGAAGACAUGCUUAUGUGUUCACCGCUGCCCACAAACACUACCGGGGAAGAAAUUGUUAAUAAAAUAAACAUAUUUUUUUAA
This is a messenger RNA of Parnassius apollo (apollo), 555 nucleotides long. Lineage: Eukaryota; Metazoa; Arthropoda; Insecta; Lepidoptera; Papilionidae. The record is from the annotation of a GenBank genome assembly.